ACUGUGGCAAAGGUUCAAACUGCACAUUUUCCGAAGGCUGGACUAUUACGAAAACAUGCAUAUGCAAAAAAGGAUAUGAAGUUGAGGAGAAUAUUUGCAAGGGUCCUUGUUCACCGGAUCCAUGUAAAAAUGGAGGAACCUGCAUUGAUAUUCCAAAUUCCUACAAGUGUGCGUGCCCACCGAAAUACACUGGCCAGAACUGCGAAAAACAGCAACACAGAUCCCUGUAAACCAAAUCCAUGUAAGCACGAUGGAAAAUGUACGGUGACCAGCACUGGAUAUACUUGUUCCUGUAAAUCUCCGUACUCGGGAAAGCAAUGUGAAGACGAUCCGUGCAGCUCAAAGCCUUGUCAAAACAAUGGUACUUGUAAAGUAGAAAAGGGAACCUACAAAUGUGAAUGCAAAUCUGGAUAUUCUGGAAAAAACUGCGAAAGUGAUCCGUGCAGCUCAAAGCCUUGUCAAAACAAUGGUACUUGUAAAGUAGAAAAGGGAACCUACAAAUGUGAAUGCAAAUCUGGAUAUUCUGGAAAAAACUGCGAAAGUGAUCCGUGCAGCUCAAAGCCUUGUCAAAACAAAGGUAUUUGCAAAGUAGAAAAGGGAACCUACAAAUGUGAAUGCAAAGCCGGAUAUUCUGGAAAACACUGCGAAAGUGAUCUGUGCAGUUCAAAGCCGUGUCAGAACAAUGGUACCUGUAAAGUAGAACAGGGAACCUAUAAGUGCACAUGCAAAACCGGAUAUUCUGGAAAAAAUUGUGAAAAUGAUCCGUGCAGCUCGAAACCUUGUCAGAAUAAUGGCAGUUGCGUAGUAGAAAAUGGAACCUACAAAUGCAAAUGCAAACCCGGGUACUCUGGAAAAACGUGCGAAAUUGAUCCCUGCAAGCCGAAUCCUUGCAUGAAAGAUGGAAAAUGUGUCGUCACCCCUAUAGGAUAUAGCUGUUCGUGUAAGCCUCCAUACUCAGGGAAAAACUGCGAAAAUGAUCCCUGUGUACCGAAUCCAUGUAAAAAAUGAUGGGAAAUGUAACUUAACCACCACCGGCUAUAACUGUUCCUGUAAAUCUCCAUAUUCCGGAGAAAGCUGCGAAAAGAAUCUCUGUGAACCAAAUCCCUGCCAGAAGGGUGGAAAAUGCGAAACAGUUAAUGGAAUCCUUGAAUGCAAAUGCAGGAAACCAUAUUCAGGAGAGUUUUGUGAAAGAGAUCCCUGCAGCUCAAAUCCAUGUCAGAAUGAAGGUACGUGCACAGUGAAAGAACUUGAUUUUGCUUGCGACUGUAAACAUCCAUUUACAGGAAAGAAAUGUGAAAUAGGUAUGAAUUACUGAAAUCCAGUUUACUUAAGUUAAAAUACUAAAGUUCAUUUACACAUGAGUUGUAAAAAUUUGAUAAUUUAAUGCAGAAAAGAAACGUUAAAGAAAUAAGUAAGAGUCUUAAUUUCUAGAACUUAUUAAAAAAAAGGGCCAAAUUAAAGUAAUACUUUAAUGUGCUGAACUUGUAUGUUUUUUUCUUAGACAAAAAGCGAUUAUCAGAUUGAUUACAAUACUCAGUACUUGACAAAACCUCUAUUUAGCUCUUGACAAAAAAUAUUCAAUGGGAAUCAAAUAAAAUCAAUCUAAUGUAUGAAUGUAUAAACUAUGGUUACUUCUCCUACGAGUUUCUAUUUCAGAAUAAAGCAGUAAGAUAGAAGUUAAAAGACAAAUAUUUCGCGUUCACCCAAAUUCCGUAACACAAAUGCAAAUUAAUAAUUAGGUUUCAAAACGUUUCUGACAAUAGAAGCUCAAAAACAUUAAUAUAUCUCCGAAGAAAAACAUCAGUAGUGGCAAAGCCAAGAAACCUAGUAGAAAAUGAAAUGUUAUCUUUCAAACGUUGAUGAAUUCAACAGCAUUCAGUUUCACCAUUCACACUGCAUAGUUCAUUAUACCAGUGAAGUUACCCGUCACAUAGUUCUCGAAGGAAAACAUUGUUACGUAUAGCUAUUUCAUCGAUGUCAAAAAAAAAAAAAUAUGAA
Messenger RNA from Stegodyphus dumicola, 1998 nucleotides. RefSeq lists its product as uncharacterized. NCBI's taxonomy places the organism in Eukaryota, Metazoa, Arthropoda, Arachnida, Araneae, Eresidae. The record is from RefSeq and is a predicted model, not a curated record. Gene Ontology annotation, molecular function: calcium ion binding; Notch binding.